Messenger RNA from Arabidopsis thaliana (thale cress), 1026 nucleotides. RefSeq lists its product as uncharacterized. Bases 203 to 589 code for a protein of 128 amino acids. The record is from RefSeq and is marked reviewed. The transcript has 2 exons. Lineage: Eukaryota; Viridiplantae; Streptophyta; Magnoliopsida; Brassicales; Brassicaceae.
UGGUAGUCUAAUUUAUUAUUUACUUCUUUAAAAUGGGGAAACAGAUACAAAGUUGCAUUACAUAUAUAACGCAAUACAAUUAGAUCCCAUUUGACCGAGUAAACGCUAAGAUCCACACAAACUCAAUCGUCAACUCCUCUCUCUUCUCUAUUCUAUAUAGUUGCGUGAAAUGUAAUGAAAGUGAUCAUCAUUCACUUCUAAGAUGGCGGUAUCUAUAGUUUCUUCCAUCAUUUUCUUUCUUCUGUUUAUCAUACUUUCACAAUAUGUAGAUGGAAACGGUUUUGCUGCCCAAAUGGAACAUCGCAAACUCGGUGGACCGAAAAAAACAAUGACCAUGAGGAGAAACUUGGAAGAAAAUGGGCGCCAAGGCUCCAAAAUUGCAACUCCUGGGAGCACGUCACGGCACAGUGGACAAAAAAACAUUGAAAAAGAGCCGUCAAAAACAAUUUAUGGUCAUCAAUUACGUCCUGAUCAAAUCAAAAGGGGAAGCCCUUGCAAAAUCUACACCCGAUGUAAACAUUCAUCCUCACUUCCACAACCUCCUCCGCUUCCAAGCUCUUCUAUAGACACACAAGGACUUGGUCACUGAUCGCACUGUAGCUUCAAAUGCCAAUUCUGGAUCGAUAAAACGGUGUAUAUUUUCUAGUCUUCUUUUCUCGAUACGACUAUUUGUAUAUUGAUACAUGGAGGUUUAUAUAACUUUGGCGUGACAUAUGUUGCCUUUGGAAUGUUUAACUAUAUAUUCUUAAGACAAAGAGAAGCUCGAUGCAUCUGUUUGGCUAAAGCUAUAAUGAAUCUAUUCCACGUACAAAAAACAACGAAUGAAUCCCUUUCGAGGGGUUUGAGGAAGACAGAUGAUAAACAGUGUUAAGUCCCCACGUGGCUGAGUAAACUAAAACAUUGACAUGCUUGAGCAUGAAGCCAAAAAUAUUGGGAUUUCCUAUGUAAUAUCGCACGUUCAUAUGGUUCACUCCUUUUGAUAGAUGGCUGUGCGUUCAGGUCUUGGUCUUUUGUCUCUCUCUUACA